This is a messenger RNA of Oldenlandia corymbosa var. corymbosa, 1302 nucleotides long. The record is from the annotation of a GenBank genome assembly. NCBI's taxonomy places the organism in Eukaryota, Viridiplantae, Streptophyta, Magnoliopsida, Gentianales, Rubiaceae.
AUGAGUGUAGAGGUCCAAAAAAUGGUUGAGCUCUUGGGGUAUAAGGGAGAGAAGAAUCAUGAUGAAUGGGAGUUGCCUACGAAAAAAGUAGAGAACGUGGUAGAAGAAAAAGAUGAGACACCACAACUUGAAGAAACUAUUUUGGAUGAUGUUCUCGAAAAUGGCGAUUUGAAUGUGGUGCUUAGUCAAACAAUUUCUCUACCUCUUGAAAUACAAAAUCACAUUGACUCAGAGACUCUUCCCAAGGAAAUGGCAGUCAAAAGGACUAUAGUGAGUGUCAAUAUUUAUCUUAAGCAAGAUCACGCCUUAGAAGUUACAAUGUCGGUUGGCCGUAAUAUGGAUGUCAUGAACCCUUGUAUCGUGUGUUGUACCAAGGGUAGCUUUGCUGGGUUCUACAAUCACAACAAGCAAGUUUGUCGAGUGCGGAUUGACAGAAAUGAGAAGAAACUCUUAGUUCUAAAUCUUAGUAAGAAUACCCUAGUUGAGGACAAGAAGGAAAUAGAAUGGAAUCAAAAUGGCCAAGCAAAAAGUGAAGUUGGGACCGAAAAACCUCAGGAAAAGCCAAAGGUUGAGGUUGAAAUCAUAAACGCUAAUCCGUUAAUCAUUAAGGCAGUAGAAGUGGGUUCAUUCCCUGCGGAAACCCUAGGCGCGGGUUCAUCGCCUGGGGAAACCCUAGGCGUGGCUCCGGAAACCCUAGGCGCGCCCCUCUGCGGAAAGUCGAUCCCUGGGGAAUCAACUUCGGGUCUUGUAGCGAGUGAGAAGACAGUGAUCCCAGUGGACAUUCCCGACUCUACGCCUCCAAAAGAAGUAACUGAGGAAGAGGAAAAUCGGGACUCUAAACAAGCUGCGACUCAGUUAACUGAAGCUCCGCAGGUUGAGGUUUCUCCUAAAGGGAAUCAAUUCUCUAUUCUUGCGGAUAUUGAUGAAGUGACAAAUGGAUCUGACUUUAGUGAGGAGAAUGUAGAACAAAUCCUGGUUGAGAAGCCAUCGCUUGAGAACAAAUCAGCUCUCGAAAAGCGUGAAACCCUAGCCUUAGCAUCAAUUCUGGAUGCCACACAGUUGGAAAAUAAACAUUCGGAUGACAGCAAUGUAGGCUCUCGAAGUCUGCUUGAGGACAGCGAGGAUGAGUACGUCAACAGUGAUGAUGAACGAUGGUCUGAGGGAGACAGGUUUGAUCUUGAAUCUCCACAACUUGCAGCUGGGAAUGUUUCUGUUCCUAAGAAAAGAGGUCAUAAAUCAAAAAGUGAAAAGGCUAAGUUGCUGCUUCACAUGGUUCCGCGGCGAUCUUCCCGUCUAAACUGA